AUGGCCACCAUGACCGACCCAAGAUCGGCAGUUCUAGUCCAGGAGCUGCCUGAUACGAUGUUCAUCGAAGCGCUUUACCGGUUAUCCCCAUCUCACUUCAUAGAGCCUUUCCGUGAACUCCACCAUCCACUCCACUCGUGGGCCGUGAUGCUCCAAGGACUAAAGCGACUAGAGGAGAUCUUUGACGAUUUUGUUCGCAAUCUGUACACGAUCACUCAAUACAGAACGGCCGAUGGGCACGCGCUACAGCUUGCAGAGUACACCCAUCUUCUACGCUGUGCUGCAACGAUGGGAAAUGCUCCUUUUGCGGAAGAGCUCUGGUUGUGCAUGGAUAGGGACAGGGUGAUUCCGGACGCGAUAUGCUACAGCCACUACAUGGAAGCAAUUACCUGGGAUCACUGUUACACUGGAGAAGAGCAGUAUCGCCUACGAAUACUCCACAAACAUUAUAAGAAACGGAACUCCCCUAGUGCCAACAUUGGCUGGCAAGGAUAUGGAACUGGUAUUGUCAGUGUUCGGUCACGGGUACUCCGGAUUAUGGACCAGAUGGCAGAUGAUGGGCAUGUCUAUGACGAGCGAGCAUAUAUCCAUUUGAUGAUUGCGUCGGCCCGAGUAGGCCAUGGUCCGGGAAUCAGGCAGGUCUUACAAACGGUGUGGAACAUUGAUGUCGAUGCGCUCAAGGAAGAGCCAGAUACUUCGAGACUACCUCCACCAACACCCUACGACCCAUGGUCUUCUCUGUAUCCAAGUGAGAAUCUGCUCUUUGCUGUAGCACAUGCACUGGGAACGAACAAUGAUAUCCUUGCCGCUAUAAAGACGAUUGAAUUCAUCUCAACUUUCUACAACAUUCCAAUACCAACUAAAGUCUGGCAUGAAUUGCUCGAGCGGUCAUAUGUACUCUGCAGAACUCGAACCACAAAAUCCAGAUACGCAGAUGAUUCAAAUAACAUUGGCAAAGUCUCGAUAGAUCUGGUGCGCUCAGUAUUUGACACGAUGACCUCUAAGCCGUACAGUGUUACCCCAACGCUGCAAGCCUGGCGCUUCAUGAUCAACAUCAGCAUCGAUGGUGGCAGUUUAGAAGAUUGCAAGGCUGAGCUACGAGAAGCAUACAGACUUCUCACCGCAACAAGAAAAAAGCAAGCAGAUGCUCGAGCAGUAGUUGUGCGGUGUCUCAAACCAGCUCUUGAUGCAAGCAAAGCGCAGAUACGGAAAGGCGCGAUACGACCUGACCCGUUCCUAUUCCAGUCCCCCGUUGUUUUUGAAGCUAUUCACGCAUACGACAUCAUUAGAUUACAAGUAUACCAGCAGAUGUAUCUACUACAACGUAUACUAUGGGUCGUUAUCCGAGUCCCGCACUGGAGAGAUACCACAGAUGAGAGCUGGUUCUACCAAGAACGGCCGAAGCUAUUAGAAGAAUGGCGCGAUUUCCUCCCAGCAACCAAAAAGAUAUUCUACAGCGAAGAUACUGGUGAUAUUACAUUCCAUGGACCAACGAGGUUCAGAAGCCGCGUGUGGUUCUCUGAUGGAAACGUUCCCGUGAGACGAAACACUGAACACAAGAUCCUAUUUCAUACCAAGGAAAAGCGGUAUUGGCCUGAGGAGGGCAAGUGGAAUGACCUAUUCGCGCGCUAUCCAUAUAUUGACACCACGAUCGCACCACUUAAUAGGCUGGUUACCUUCCAAUUGCCCCAUUCCAAGGAGUUCGAGGAGGUUCUGAGAAACUUCCGCUCUACUUGGGUGGAUUAUCCUGAGUUUCAUCCGCAGUCAACUGAAAGUAACCCUAGUGGAGGAUUUUAUGGCCGUUUGGCUGCUCUGGGAAUGUUGAAGCCGAAGAAUCGCGGGAUCUAUCUGUUGGAUGAUAGUUCUUGGAUUUAG
Penicillium taxi is the source of this 1875-nucleotide messenger RNA. RefSeq lists its product as uncharacterized. The record is from RefSeq and is a predicted model, not a curated record. The coding region runs from base 1 to 1875 and encodes 624 amino acids. Lineage: Eukaryota; Fungi; Ascomycota; Eurotiomycetes; Eurotiales; Aspergillaceae. The transcript has a single exon.